AUAAAAGGUGCACAUUAGGCCCAAACUGUACCGUAUAAAAAGGGCCCAUUUGAUAAACUUCCCCAGAAAUUUCUCAGUCAUGUUUCCUGUAACAAAGGGUUUAAUCAGAAACUUCAACCCUCUCCCUCUCCUUGCAGCAGCAAUGGCUCCUUCUCCACUCGUUAGGGUUUACUCUACUAUUACUACCACUCCAUCUUCGCCUUCCGAAGUUUCCGUCAAGAGAGUUGGUACUCAUAAUGGAAGCUUCCACUGCGACGAGGCUCUCGGUUGCUUCAUGAUCCGCCUCUCCCAUAAAUUCUCCGGCGCCGAUAUCGUCCGUACUCGUGACCCUAAGAUAUUGGCAGAACUUGAUGCAGUGCUUGACGUUGGAGGUGUUUAUGAUCCCCACCAUGACCGUUAUGAUCAUCACCAGAAAGGCUUUGAAGAGGUUUUUGGGCACGGAUUCAACACUAAACUCAGUAGCGCCGGUCUCGUUUACAAGCAUUUUGGAAAGGAGAUCAUUGCUAAAGAACUUAACGUUGAACAAGAUCACCCUGAUGUCCUUCGCUUGUUUCUAGCUGUCUACAAGAGCUUCAUGGAGGCAAUUGAUGCUGUGGACAAUGGAAUAAAUCAGUAUGAUACUGAUAAGCCUCCUAGAUACGUGAACAACACACAUCUGUCUUCAAGGAUUGGGAGAUUAAACCUGGAUUGGAUUGAUCCUGACCAGUCACAGGAGAAGGAGAAUGAGGCUUUCCAGCUUGCUAUGGCUCUUGCUGGCGAAGAGUUCCUCCAAAGUGUAAGAUUUCAUGUAAGAUCGUGGUUACCAGCUCGAUCAAUAGUGAUUCAAUGUCUUGAGGAAAGAUUCAAGACAGACCCAAGUGGGGAGAUCAUGGAACUGAAAAACUUCUGCCCUUGGAAGCUUCAUUUGUUCGAGCUUGAACAAGAGAUGAAGAUCGAACCCCUCAUCAAAUACGUCAUCUACCAGGACGAGCGAGGAAAGCAAUGGAGAGUUCAAGCAGUGGCGGUUGCACCGGACAGGUUUGAGAGCCGAAAGGCUCUUCCUGAGCAAUGGAGAGGACUUAGAGAUGAGGAACUCUCUAAAGCUGCUGAGAUCCCCGGUUGCGUUUUUGUUCACAUGAGCGGCUUUAUAGGCGGAAACCAGUCCUAUGACGGCGCUUUAUCUAUGGCUAGAAACGCCCUCACUCUCUGAAUUGAGUAAAGAAAUAAUCCCCCAUUACCAAUAAGAGAGUUUACAUUUCUUGUUUAUGUUGUACAAUUUUUGUUUUCAGUUGAGUGACGUUUUCGUAAUUUUUAUUUUCUUGGAUGGAAUCGUAUCUUCGAUAGAUGAAAUCAAUAUAAUAACAUAUGAAAACUCA
Molecule: messenger RNA, 1355 nt
Organism: Eruca vesicaria subsp. sativa (arugula)
Lineage: Eukaryota; Viridiplantae; Streptophyta; Magnoliopsida; Brassicales; Brassicaceae
Source: the annotation of a GenBank genome assembly